AUGGCACACUGCCGAAUGAACUAUCGCGUGGAUUGCGAGUCCCUGUUCACAGGGGAUGAACUCUUGGACGAAGUUUCGGAGCCAAUCAUCGAAUAUUACUCAAAAGAUUCCGGAGAAGAUGAGGAACACGACUACAGAACGGACUACCUGAAGUUCACAGUGUUCCUUAUCAUGGCAUGUUUCUUCAAGGCGUUCCAGAAGCAGCUGCGCGUGCCCUACAUGAGCUGGGUGUUCCUGCUGACCACGGUCCUGCUGUGCCUGAUGUCGAUGACGGGCCCUCUGCGGCGAAGCAGCGGCCUGGUCACUGGGAUAGGCGUGCAGGCCAUCCGCGCUUUCCUGCCGGCAUUCGUGGUGCACACGACGCAGGGCAUCAACAACUACAUCUUCCGCCGGUGCCACGUCGAGAUCAUGGUCUUCUCCGUCGGAGCAUUCAGUACGUUUUACACUGGGGUAAGGGCCGCGAUUUCGCAGGCGGCUCAGCGAAGACUGUCUUCAUAUAGACAGAGCCACCUUCGUAACUGUAUUAGGCAUUCGCAAGGCGACGGGCUUACACUGUUUCACAGCAAAGCUGUAUGCCUCUACCCCCGAAUGCAUCUGUCGUGUCUGUGGGCAAAAAUGGGGACCGAUCCCGGAAGUGGUGCAAUAUCGGGCCGACCUACGGCGGAGGUGAAGCAGGCGGCAAGCAGUUCGCUCCUCAUAAUGAUAGAAAUAAAUAACAAAUGA
Molecule: messenger RNA, 723 nt
Organism: Dermacentor andersoni
Lineage: Eukaryota; Metazoa; Arthropoda; Arachnida; Ixodida; Ixodidae
Source: RefSeq, a predicted model, not a curated record